AUGCAAAUUUUCAGCUCAUCUGAGAGAGGUACAUUUAUUUGGUUCCGCCUGGUGGACUCGUUUUGUCCCAUGACUGUGACGGAGUCCCCGGACUGGGAGGCCAACUGCACGCUAUGGAACAACGUCACUUUCUGCGGGCCCACGCCCUCGCCCACGCUGCACUACCUCAACAUCUCCAAGGAGUACCCCCUGGAGUACGCCCGGCCCAUGUACGGCUUCAUCACCCCGGUGUUCCUGGUCAUCACCAUCGUGGCCAACACGCUGAUCGUGGUGGUGCUGUCCAAGCGGCACAUGCGCACCUCCACCAACGCCGUCCUCAUGGCCAUGGCCCUCUCCGACAUGUUCACCCUGCUGUUCCCCGCGCCCUGGCUCUUCUACAUGUACACGUUCGGCAACCACUACAAGCCCCUGUCCCCCGUCAGCGCCUGCUUCGCCUGGACCGCCAUGAAUGAGGUGCUGCCCGCCAUGUUCCACACGGCGUCCAUCUGGCUGACGCUGGGGCUGGCGCUGCAGCGCUACAUCUACGUGUGCCACGCGCCCGUGGCGCGCACCUACUGCAACAUGCCGCGCGUCCUCAAGUGCAUCGGCGUCAUCUUCAUGGCGGCCGCCUUCCACCAGGCGCCGCGCCUCUUCGACCGCGCCUACCGCCCCGUCACCAUCAACUGGGAGGGCAACCCCAACGUGGUCGUCUGCAAGGUGGACAUGGCGUGGUGGGUGACGCACUUCCUCACCAUCGACGUGUACUUCUUCAGCUACUACAUGUUCCGCGUGCUGUUCGUGCACCUGCUGCCCUGCAUCUCGCUGGUGGUGCUGAACGUGCUGCUGUUCCGCGCGCUGCGCCAGGCGCAGGACAAGCGCGCCACGCUGCUCAAGGAGAACCGGAAGUCCGAGUGCCGCAAGCUGCGGGACUCCAACUGCACCACGCUCAUGCUCAUCGUGGUGGUCACGGUGUUCCUGCUGGUGGAGAUCCCCCUGGCCGUCGUGACCAUCCUGCACAUCAUCUCGUCCAGCGUCAAGGAGAUCCUCAACUACACCAUCGUCAACACGCUCAUCCUGUUCACCAACUUCUUCAUCAUCGUGUCCUACCCCAUCAACUUCGCCAUCUACUGCGGCAUGUCGCGCCAGUUCCGGGAGACGUUCCGGGAGCUCUUCCUCAACGGCAACAACGGCCCCACCAAGACGCGGCGCGGCAAGCGCCUCAACAACCGGCCGACGGGCGGCGGCGCCGAGUCCUCGCACUACACCCUGGUGCACAACGGGCCGAACGGGCCGCGCUCCUGCACCGAGACCGCGCUGUAGGCCGGCUGUGUGUGCGAGGGUAGAAUGUGUGAGUGUGUUGGUUUGUGUGCGUGUGUGUAUUGCGAGAGUGUGUGUGUGUGUGAGUGUGUGUGUGUUAGUGUCGGUUAGUGUGCUGCUGAGCUGUCAAAUAGCUGGAGUCAGGUUUGCCCGCGGUUGACGUUUUUCAAUGGAAAGACUGCUGCAGUUUUAGGAACACGUUGUGACUUACUUCGCCACCAACUAUGAAGAAAAGCAAGCAGGGCUUUCUGAGUAUUUUUUUUUUUUUUGCUUUGUAAAUAAAUGCGCGUCGGGCAUGUUUGCCUCUGUGUUGAACGGCAAAAAAGCACGGCAUGACAGUACGUAUCUGCGGACAGUCUUUGGCGGGAAGACCAUGGCUUGUCCUUCCAAUUGGGAAUAGGGGUUGGUAUGUUGUGAGGUAUGCGACUCAAUAAAAACGUGGUUUCGUUUUGUAAUCAAUUUGUCCUACUUGUUUAUUGGAGGGUGUACCUACUGACGUCAUAUCAGACAAGAAUGCUGGCAUACCAAAACGAAUUUAACAAUAUUUUUGUUGUUGUCUUAACUAUUUUGCAUUGUGUAUAUAGCUUGCGUGAAAGAUUUGUGAAAUGCCAUAUUUACGACAAAAAAUGUUAUUGACUGUGAAUUGAAAUUGUGGAUAUUGUUGAAAUUGUAAACAUCCCAUUUUAUUGUUGUUAUGUUUUUUUUUUAUUUUUUUUUUUAUUUUUAAGAAAGCAGCGGUGUACAGAAAAAAUGCGUUUGACGCGUCCAGAUGUCUGUAGUCCACUGAACCACUACCUUUCCCAUCAAUAUAAAAUAUGUGUUAACACUCAGCCAAGUUUUUCCCCGUUCAUAUAAAAAGACUAUAAUAGAGCGCAGAGUCAAUGACACACUUAUACUUUGCUUCUGUUUCUAUGCUUAUAUAUACAUCGCAGACUCUAUUUUGCUCCGCCGGGACUAUAUGAUUAAUGUUACGUUUUGUGUACUUAUUGAAGAUUUUACUACGAUACAAGAUAAAAAUUGAAAUAUAACAUGAUAUAUUCUCGUCAUCACGAUGCGUUACUUUAAAUAUAUUAAGAAUUGUUCUAGACUAGUAAAUGGCAAACAUUUGUGUGCUCUUAGACUAUGAAUGUUCCUUGAGUACGUUUGGAAACUGCCGUGUGUGAUUUGUGACUUAAUUCUGCGAGUGUGUCGGGGUGCUUGGUAUACAAAUCUAGAAUUUAGACCAUGCAGUGUUUGCAAAUGAACGCGUGUUAUGGUGUUCUUCCUUUAACUGUCACAAAAUGAGAAGAAAAUUUAACUAUAUAGUGCCAUGUAGUCACGAUUCCCUGCGUCCAGACUCCUCCUCUCGGGCGACCGGAGGAAUAGAGAACUGAGAGGAAGUAACUUUGCAUUGAAGGGCGAGGAGGAAUUCAUUUGAUUGCCUGUCCUUACGAAACGUUUCAAAAAUGUUUAAAGCCCUGUUGUCUUCUUCCCUGUCUCUAUUGGAUGUGACUGAAUCACAUGGCACGGGUCUUACCUCCCCAGUGCUUAGAUAUGUGUUUUUAAGAAGUAGUUAGGUGGAUGCCCAGUUACUAACUUAGAUAUCUGACAAAAAUGUCCGACGGCACGUGUGUGCGAUGCCAAACCCCUCUUCAUUUAAUGGCUUCUUUUAGAGAAACUGUCUCUAAAAUCAGAGCACGUCUAUUUGCUCAAAUUUAGCUCUUCCCAUUUCAAGUGGGCGCUUCGUUACUGUGGUCGUUGAUAAUAUUUUUUCAAGUCAAAUACCUUGUUUUCACUCUUAGAACUUUCUGUCGGUUUUUUCUGAUGAUUUCUUGUUUGUUCUAAAAUGAAUGUAAAUAGCUCCAUGUCGUAUAUGUCGAUUUCUUUUUCAAUGUCAUAUUGCACAAACAUCGCCAAGCUGUUGGGAGUUUGUAAUCUCGAAUAAUACAUUCUGUUACCCUGAGGUGAGUGGGUAAUUUACACCUACAAUGUUGUUCAUUUCUUCUGAAUGUAUUGCCAGGUUUUGGAGCCUAAGUUCGCGCUUGAAACAACUCAGACAUUGUAAUGUAUUACCAAUUUUAUGAGCAAAAAUUGAACGACGCUUUGCGCGGCUUCUUCAAUCAAGUCAUUGGUUGCGAUAUUUGAGUUCGAUUGGCUGGGCCAUUUUGAGACGGGCAUAAACAGUAUAUGAAAUCAAAGCUUGAGAAGCGUUUACAAGAUUCGCUCCGAUAGUGCCGCUGUGUAAGACCUCGUGUGUUGCUAUACGUAAUUUUUUGGACACACACGAGGACGACCUCGGUGCACUCUGGGGGGCUCGCACCAACUUGUUCUGACAUUGUGUGAUGGCUGGUUGUGAUUAUGUUGAUUGUGAUGUCGAUGGCUUUGAUAUGUUUAGGCAUAAUAUAGCUAUGUCUAUGAAUAUGAAUAGGUACAUCGAGCCACGAAGCUGUUGCUGAGACUGUGCAAUGAAUAUAUAUGAAUAAAUAUAGAGGAACAAAAUAAACUUCUCCAAAAUUAUGAAA
Messenger RNA from Thrips palmi, 3797 nucleotides. It is a transcript of the gene SPR, whose product is annotated as sex peptide receptor. The coding region runs from base 1 to 1299 and encodes 432 amino acids. The record is from RefSeq and is a predicted model, not a curated record. Lineage: Eukaryota; Metazoa; Arthropoda; Insecta; Thysanoptera; Thripidae. Gene Ontology annotation, molecular function: G protein-coupled peptide receptor activity. The transcript is spliced from 6 exons. Gene Ontology annotation, cellular component: membrane. Gene Ontology annotation, biological process: G protein-coupled receptor signaling pathway.